CGCGAGAUCUCGCGCGUUACGCAGGCGCACUGCUCCUGCUUAGACGCUGUCACCGGCGCUUUCUUCCACACUGGCGCGCAGUAUAACGGGGGUCCUCCUGAAACACCGUCACCCUACUCUUGUGACUUAUGUGACCAAGGUCUGAAGUAACCGAAACGUCAAGAUUCAGAGUCACAAAAUAGGCAAGCUGGAAUCAAACAUCAGCUUGUGGACGGGCCAACAGAGGAAAUUAGUGCCCCUGCCACCCCAAGCUCUGCUGCAGAGCCUGCUGGUACACAGGGCCCAACGUGAGGACUUAAACAGGAAAUGUCCACCAAGGAGAACAAAUCAAAACUUAUAAACCAAAUGACAAAAACCCCUCAAAAGCAAAAUGUCAGAAACCAAAGACCUACCAGCAAAGCAGAUGCCGAAAUGCUUAUUCAUUCCAAGGUGAAAGAGCUGAUGAACAAGAAAGUUAGGUCUCCCUUACUAAAAGAAAUUGUGGCCCAUGCCAACAUCUUCUCAAUCCUAAGUGACGCAGGCGAUGCCUUGCCAGAAGAUUUUGAGGAAGACUCUUUCAAUCCUCCUUUGCACAGUACUGCAGUUUAUAGUGGUGAAGAUGAGCUCCUGCAGUCCAAUGAGAAUCGUGUCGAAAUCCCAGCAAAGCACGCGUCUCCUGUUCCACCUGAAGUCCAGGAAAAAAGUAUGAGACCAAACCAGGAGCAAUUAAAGAGGAAAAGUGCAGCCAAUGCAGAACACAGUGAUCGUAGACCUGACACUGCCAAACAGAAGAGGACUCCACAAAAGAAAGCAGUACAUGUACCAGAACCAGGUCCUUCUAAGAGGCUUGGGACUCCCAAAAAUGUGCGUGAUGGAGCGCAUUCAUCAAAACAAGCUCCAAAUAGUACACCAAAUAGAAGUUUGGUGUCUGCCAAGAAGACAAAGACUCAAAGGAAAGAACCGAAUUCCUCUAGUAAAAAGAUAUCAACAAAAGGUGAGAUGGAGAAAGCCCUAGUAGACAUCUGGAGCCCAGAAAAUAUGCCAAAGUCUGUCAGAAAUGUGAAUGAGCUAGAUGUUGUGCUCUUUGAAAGUGGAAAACUUAUCGAGUUGUACAGAGAAAAUGUUGAAACAGAUGUCUGCAAAAGAGCAAUUGAUGUGUUUUUCCAUAGAUUUAAAGAACAGCUCUCUACAACAAUUUUGGACCUACGAAAGCUGAAAGAUCUUAAAAGGAAAAAUGCAAAGAUGCAGUCAGAAAUUGGAAGAAAAAGGAAACGUUUACUUGAAGUGAAAGAUGAAAUCAUAAUGAGACAACCUAUAUUGUAUCAACUACAAAAGGAUUGUUCAGAGCUGGAGCAAAAGCAAGAAUCGCUGAAGAGCGCAAGAGCUUUCUAUGACAAUCUUGCACAUCUACAGGCCGAUUACAUGACAUUCAAAGCUGAAAACCCCCGCAUUAAGGAAACGUAUGGAACGUCCAGUCUCCCAGCAAUAUGCCUCGAAGCAGAAAAUAUUAUGAAAGCUGAGCAACAUUUUCAUAUAGUGAACAAGAAGCUGCAAUCCUUUAUUGAUAAAGAGAAUGGACACGGCUAGGUGGCUUUUGCUCCUCUCCAGGAUGGAUCCCGAGUUUAGCCUUGUUUUGCAUAGAUGUUCUCCUUAUGCUUCUGGGUAAUACAUAUCUAAAAUGUACCCUGCACUACCUGUUGUGCAAGGUAGGUAGGUAGAUUGUCAGGCUGCUGGUAUUAGAUCUAAUAUAACAGACUUGCAGAUAUAAAUCUUAAUAGAAUGUUGUACCAGCAGAAGUAACCUGUCUCUCAGAACUGCAUAAAAUAGCAUCAUCUUUACAUUUGGGACCCUGUAAUCCACACAUUCUCAAAUUUAAAGGCACAGACGUUGUAUUAGAAUAUUAAGCCAUAUUAGAAUUCAUCAUUACAUAAGAACAUUACUUUUUUCAGGUGCAUGUAUACUACAUACUGUUAUAUACAAGUGAACUUAAUGUUUUUUGCUAUUGCUAAUAAGGACAGAAUGGUGGUUGCCUUUUAUCUUGGUGAAAAUGUAUCUUCAAAUAAAAAUCCACUUUUUAGAGACUAAACAUGUUAAAUGAAUAAAACCACAGCAUCUGCUAA
This is a messenger RNA of Bufo bufo (common toad), 2099 nucleotides long. RefSeq names its product centromere protein U (gene CENPU). The transcript is spliced from 15 exons. Gene Ontology annotation, cellular component: nucleus. NCBI's taxonomy places the organism in Eukaryota, Metazoa, Chordata, Amphibia, Anura, Bufonidae. The record is from RefSeq and is a predicted model, not a curated record. Bases 307 to 1566 code for a protein of 419 amino acids.